AUGUUCGAUGCGCACGCCGAACGCUCGGGCUUUGCGCGGUCUGCAGCGGAGAGGGCGACGGGCCCGAGCGACUGGCUCGGGCGACGGCCCGCUUACGCGUGCCGCCAGAAGGAGCCGUGGCUUCCGCCGGGGUCCUUCGCCCUCGACGCCUCGAAACCACACUGGAAGGCCUCCAACUCGUGCCUGCGUAUCAAGAACGACAUGCUGCAGUGCUACGAGAGCUCGCCGUGCUACAAGUCUGGGGCUCCCUUCGAGGAGUGCCUGAACUCCAACGACGAGGAGUACGUCACACCGGAGUGCCUCUGGCUCCGGAAGGGCUAUUCGCAAUGCCGGCGGGACCUCCUCAACCGCAAUCGGAUAUGGCAGCGCGGGAACCGCGCCACCUGA
This is a messenger RNA of Prorocentrum cordatum, 387 nucleotides long. The record is from the annotation of a GenBank genome assembly. NCBI's taxonomy places the organism in Eukaryota, Dinophyceae, Prorocentrales, Prorocentraceae.